Molecule: messenger RNA, 783 nt
Organism: Triticum turgidum subsp. durum (durum wheat)
Lineage: Eukaryota; Viridiplantae; Streptophyta; Magnoliopsida; Poales; Poaceae
Source: the annotation of a GenBank genome assembly
AUGCGAAUACGGCCGCAUUUCAGCGAGACAUUCCUCGCUCCGCAAGGCGACGGCAAUGAGGCAUCAACUGCUGAAGAGACGUCAUUCAGAGUGAUCUGGAUGGUCCAGUGCGAAGCUAGGGUCGUGGGCUUUGUCUUCUCUUCCAGCACCAGGCAAUGGCGAGCCAUUCCAUCCCAGAGUUGGGCCAAUUUGUUAGCUGGCUUCGUGUCAUCGACUGGGUUGGCACUCUUCUACGGGCGCCAAUGUACGUGCGACUACUUUUACUGGCUGCCAAACUGUCAGUACGAUUUGAAAAUGUUGGUGCUCGACACCCUGAGGAUGGAGUUCUCCGUUGAUGAACCCCCAACUGAAGCCAAAAAUGCGUUAUUUCUUGGUAUAACCAUGAUGGAGACAGGAGAAGGCCGUCCUAGAAUGCUUGCUGGUACCUAUGACAUGACUUGCGGCAAUCAUACCCUUUGGAGGAAAAAUGGUGGGAGCACCAGCCAGUGGCAGAAGGAGAAGAUGGUCUCACUCUCACCGGGCCCUCGGGAUGUGCUGAGAUGUUCAAUUGGGAAUUAUUUGGUCCUGGAUCACUUUGGAAGCUCGUCGCUUGAGAAAGGCUUAUACACAGUGGACAUCGAAACAUUACAGCUUAAGAGAGUGUGUGCUUCAGUGCUUGGCAGCACAUAUUGCAACUACCCACCAUCGUUGUCGGUACCGAAAGUAUCAAGUGGUAAACUUUCUUUUGCUUCAUACUUAUUACUUGCACUUCAUUAUUUUCACACAGCUUCGUCUGAUUCUUGA